This is a messenger RNA of Plasmopara halstedii, 300 nucleotides long. RefSeq lists its product as uncharacterized. The transcript has 3 exons. The record is from RefSeq and is a predicted model, not a curated record. The coding region runs from base 1 to 300 and encodes 99 amino acids. NCBI's taxonomy places the organism in Eukaryota, Oomycota, Peronosporomycetes, Peronosporales, Peronosporaceae.
AUGUGCGCUCGCUUACUUUCCGCUCAGGCUUCGCACACCUUCCGUGCCUACUGUUUAAAGAUGGCUCAUCUCGAUGAUAAGCGAGAACGUAUCGGCGCGUUUACAGACAAGCCAUUAAGCUACCCUCCACGAGUAAGAACGCUGUGUCCUUUCUCUAUAUCGGGCGAUGUUGCGAAUACCGUUGUGGAGUUACGACGAUGUUCGACACAAAAUCAACGGGAUGGACCUAACUCAGAGUGCCGAGCUAGUUUGACUAUAGGAGCAACAGUCAUGCCGAUUCAUGCCUAUAUCAUCACGUAG